This is a messenger RNA of Populus trichocarpa (black cottonwood), 1621 nucleotides long. RefSeq lists its product as uncharacterized. Gene Ontology annotation, cellular component: COPII-coated ER to Golgi transport vesicle; endoplasmic reticulum. The record is from RefSeq and is a predicted model, not a curated record. Bases 213 to 1373 code for a protein of 386 amino acids. NCBI's taxonomy places the organism in Eukaryota, Viridiplantae, Streptophyta, Magnoliopsida, Malpighiales, Salicaceae. The transcript has 13 exons.
GUUGAACUGUUGAAGUAAAACUCAUUGACUAAUUUCCUAGACAUAUAAUAUGUCUUCUUUCUUUUUUCCUCGAGUAAAGAGACAGACGAUGUAUAAUAUGUUCGUCCGUUCACCGGCCGGCGGCGUGCCCCUCUUCUUCUUGUAAAAUCAGCCGCAGACGGAAGAAACAGACACCACUAGAGUUAGAGAACGAUUCAGAAUUUGGGAAGAAAAUGGACAGGAUAUAUCAGAAAGUGCGGAAUUUAGACGCGUAUCCAAAAAUAAACGAGGAUUUCUACAGCCGUACUCUCUCCGGAGGCCUUAUCACUCUCAUCUCUUCCGUUCUCAUUCUUUUCCUCUUCUUCUCUGAACUCAGUUUGUAUCUUCAUAAGGUUACGGAGACAAAGCUUUUAGUGGAUACUUCAAGAGGGCAAAGCCUACGCAUCAAUUUUGAUGUCACUUUUCCUGCCAUUCGAUGUUCGUUGCUCAGUGUGGAUGCCAUAGAUAUCAGUGGAGAGCAGCAUCUUGAUAUUAGGCAUGAUAUAUCUAAGAAAAGGAUCAAUGCUCAUGGCGAUGUAAUUGAAGUCCGUCAGGAAGGGAUUGGUGCUCCGAAGAUUGACAGGCCUUUACAGAGCCAUGGUGGCAGGCUUGGACAUAAUGAGGAAUAUUGUGGUUCGUGUUUUGGAGGCGAAAUGUCACAUGAUGAUUGUUGCAACACAUGCGAAGAAGUUCGUGAAGCAUAUAGGAGAAAAGGGUGGGCGAUGACAAAUAUGGAUUUGAUUGACCAAUGCAAACGUGAAGGCUUUAUCCAAAUGAUAAAAGACGAAGAAGGUGAAGGAUGUAAUAUUAAUGGAUCCUUGGAAGUUAACAGAGUUGCUGGGAGUUUUCAUUUUGCUCCUUGGAAAAGCUUCCAUCUAUCAAAUUUUCUGAUACAGGAUUUGCUGGAUUUGCAAAAGGAUAGUUAUAAUAUAAGUCAUAGGAUCAAUAGACUGGCUUUCGGUGACUACUUUCCAGGCGUGGUAAACCCCCUUGCUGGGAUACAAUUGAUGCAUGACACACCAAAUGGCGUGCAGCAGUUUUUCAUUAAGGUGGUCCCUACAAUAUACACUGAUAUUCGAGGCCGCACUGUGCAUUCGAAUCAGUACUCUGCUACAGAGCAUUUCAAGAAAUCAGAAUUGACACCCCUUGAUUCUCUUCCUGGAGUUUACUUCUUCUAUGACUUUUCUCCAAUUAAGGUGAUAUUCAAAGAGGAGCACAUUUCAUUUUUACACUUCAUGACAAGUAUUUGUGCUAUAAUCGGAGGUAUUUUCACAAUUGCGGGAAUAAUUGAUUCCUUCAUAUAUUAUGGUCAAAGAGCAAUCACGAAGAAAGUGGGAAUUGGCAAAUUCGGCUGAUGUUGUUAGUGGCUAUCUGUAACAUUUUCAGGUUUUUUCUUUGUUUUAGAUUUGUAAUAUAUCUGCCAAUCUGGUUAUUCACUCAAAAGUUGUCUUCUUGAGUCAAGGGAAGUUCUUUUUUUUUUUUUUGCCUUCACAAACCUGAUGUUUUAGGCUGUAAAUGUUACACAAUAUGCAUGCUAAGCCCAGAGCUGAAGGCAAAGAGCACACAUUCAACUGCAGCUUAAUUGAUUGAUGCUUGUUACACA